This is a messenger RNA of Helianthus annuus (common sunflower), 1741 nucleotides long. RefSeq lists its product as uncharacterized. The transcript has 2 exons. NCBI's taxonomy places the organism in Eukaryota, Viridiplantae, Streptophyta, Magnoliopsida, Asterales, Asteraceae. The coding region runs from base 82 to 1620 and encodes 512 amino acids. The record is from RefSeq and is a predicted model, not a curated record.
UAUCUCUCUCUCUCUUUCUCACUCAUGUGUUUAUGUUUCUCUAAAAGAUCCAAGUAAUUACUUCUUGUAGUGUAUGUUGUUAUGAGUUCUUUUACAUCCUUUAACCCCGUUAACCUCUCAAAUAUAGUCAAAAUGGCCCAUUCUUCAUUUCCUGAUAUAUGGGGUUGGAUUCAAAAUCUACCACCACAAACACAAUGGGAAACAAACACAAAAUCUAUAUGCAUUUGUUCUUCAUCUCAAACUUCUAUUGCACUCUCCAUUUCCAAAACCCUAAUUCACCCUUCUUCAAUCUCUUUCUCCAUCAUUGCAAAUUACAACUUACCCAUCUCUCUUUGGACCUCUAAACCACUCAAAUCCACCAACAACACCUUUUUUCAUGAACAACUUACCAUCUCCAAACUAUUAACCAAUAUCAUAAAAGAUAUUCUUAAUUACACCCCUAUCAACUUUUCUAACUCUUUCCUCAAACUCCCCGAACCGAAUUCAAUCCCCAAUCUUAAAGACAUCAUUAAUUUUGUGUUUCUUGCGCUUUCUUUUGUCGUAUCAGUUUACGAAGCUCCUCAAGAUAUCAGGUGUGAUUGCAUAAACACUCUUAGAGAUCAAUUCACAUGUCCAUGGGCUAGAGAAACGUCUAAAAGAUUGAUGAAGUUGAUAGGUUCAAACGCCGAAGAACAAUGGAUGAGAUCCAUGAACCUUGCAAUCACAAACUGGAUGAUGGAGCUAAGAGCGAUGAAUCAUGUGUUGAAAGCGCCAUCACCAAUGUAUUCUUCAGCACUUUCGGGAUUAGGGUUAUGGAAAAUUCAGUUGUAUUGUCCAUUGAUUGCUAUGGAUGUUGAAAAGUGUAAUAGUAAUGGACAAGAUGAUCAGAAGCUAGGGUUUUCCUUGAAUUAUCAUCAGCUUGAAGGGGUGAUCCAGUUGAAUUAUCAGGUGAUGGUUCGAGAGAAGUGGAUUGAUGUUUUGGUUAGCAUCGAUAACGUGAGGUGUAACAUUAUACGACUCGUGAACGAAACUCUAAUGAAAGAACGUGGAGCAGGAAUCGAUGAAAAACACUUCCCCUCCCGCAUUUCCUUACAGCUCACCCCCACAAUCCAAACCAACAUCUUAAGCGUUUCCGUUAGCAGAUCAUCUGAAAACCCAACUCUAGAAAUCGGGGUCGAACGAUCCAUCGAAGCCUCAUUCGAACCACCAAAUCCUCACAUUGGAAUAUCCGUUUCCGCAGGUGAAACAAUUACCACCAAUCUCAAGCCAUGGAAGUUCGAGCAAUCAGUCUACGGCAAUAGCGGUACGUUCAAUUGGUUCCUUCAUGACAGUGUCAACGGCCGAGAGGUGUUUUCAACAAAGCCUUCGAAGUUCUCAUUGCUUCAGCCAAAGGCGUGGUUUAGGAACCGAUAUUCGAGCGCUUAUCGCCCAUUUACGAGGCAAGGAGGUGUUAUUUUCGCGGGUGAUGAGUAUGGAGAAAGUGUGUUGUGGAGGUUUGGAAGUGGCGCGAUUGGGCAAACGAUGGAGUGGGAGGUGAGAGGGUGGAUUUGGUUGACGUAUUGGCCAAACAAGUACAAGACAUUUUAUACGGAAACUAGAAGGUUGGAGUUUCGUGAGAUUCUUAGUCUUACUAUUGCUUGAGUUUGGAAUCUGUAUUAUUGGCAAUUGUUUGUACAUGUUUUGCUUCAAAUAAUUUGUGGAUGUGAAAGUUACUUUACAAAGUGUUAAAAUUUAUGUAUGAAAUAAAGAUGUUUACUAUUAA